This is a messenger RNA of Cyprinodon tularosa, 6618 nucleotides long. RefSeq lists its product as uncharacterized. The coding region runs from base 414 to 6212 and encodes 1932 amino acids. Gene Ontology annotation, molecular function: nucleic acid binding. Gene Ontology annotation, biological process: DNA integration. The record is from RefSeq and is a predicted model, not a curated record. NCBI's taxonomy places the organism in Eukaryota, Metazoa, Chordata, Actinopteri, Cyprinodontiformes, Cyprinodontidae. The transcript has 2 exons.
UGGAACUUGUUUAACUUAAUGUUAUUCAAUGUUUAGUUCAUUUACUGAGGCCACCUAGUGGCAAAUGUUAUAAUUGUGUGUAUUGCUAGUUCACAAACGCCAUCUUGUGGUCACUUUUAUUACUACAACUUGUUUACCAGAAAGGAAGAAAGCCUGUUCAUCCAUUUGCUCUGAAAGAAGCAGUUUUUGUUAUGUUUUCUUUAAUCUAAGUGCAAAACGGCAUCGUCUUUUUACACGAUUCUCAUUAAACCCUGCUAAAGAACCUAAUGCAGUGCUUCUUGGUGGACGAAUGGGAAAGUGUUUAGCUACCUGUAUAGCUGAGUUACUGCUGAAGGCCACAGUGCUUAGCGAGGCCAGGACAGUAAAAAGACGUCCCAUGCAGAAGAGACAAAGAAAAAGACAACGUCUGAGCCAUGGACAACAAAGGUAAUGAACAGAAGGCAAGUGAUGUGCUAUCAAAUAAGGACAUGGAUAUAGAUACAGUGUACCACGUCCGUUCUGUAGCCUCACGGUCAUCUACAUGCUCCUCUGUCAGUUUGGCUGCAGCUAAAGCAAGAGCUAAGGCUGAAGCAGCUAAAGCUAAACUGGAGUUUCAUGAAAAAGAGACACAUAUUCAGAUUGAGAAGGCAAAACUUGAAGCAUCACUGCGUGCACUCACUCUCCAAAGGGAACUUACAGCUGCUAAUGCUGAAGCAAAAGUAUUUGAGGCAGUAGCAGCAGACAUAGAGGAAGGAAAAUACAGCGAGACAUCUGAGCGCAGUCCUGUAGCCAAACAAACACUGAAAAGGACAGAAGACUAUGUAAAAGAGCAGUCAUCUUACUUCAGUCAGUACAACUACAAGGAUCAGGGGGCUCACUCACACCCACCUAACACUAUACCCAAUGCUGUUAACAUGCAACAAUAUACAGUACCUGUGCCUGCUGCUGUAACCACGCAACAAUAUGCAGCCUCAGAUGAAUUUAAGUCUCUUCCCAUUCAUCAGCCAGACAUGACAGGAGGACACAUUAAACAAUCCCCCAACUUCAACUCUUACCACAGAGGUGACUCAAUGCACAAUGUUAAUGUGAAAACUGAUGUUCCUACCUUUAACGUAAAUUCAGGAAAUCCCACAUUUGAUCUGGCAAGGUUUUUAGCACGCAGCCAAGUCAUAACAUCUGGUCUGGUCAAAUUUGAUGAUACUGCAGAACAUUAUCAAGCAUGGCGAGCUUCAUUCAUCAGUGCUAUAGAACCACUAGGGCUGACACCUAGUGAAGAAGUUGAUCUGAUGGUGAAGUGGCUUGGCAAGGAGUCAAGUGAGCAUGCGGCCAGAAUAAGAGCAGUUAAUAUUAACCAGCCUAUGGAUGGACUAAAAUCAAUAUGGGCAAGACUGGACAAAAUAUAUGGCUCACCAGAGGCGAUUGAAAAUGCUCUUUUCUCAAGACUUGAAGCUUUUCCCAAAAUCCAUUCUAGAGAUAAUCGCAAACUUCAAGAGCUAGCAGAUCUUCUACAAGAGCUCCAAAUUGCAAAGCAAAGUGACAAGUUGUGUGGUUUAACCUAUUUGGACACGGCUAGAGGUGUCCAGCCAAUUGUAGAGAAGCUCCCCUACCCUCUACAGGAACGCUGGAUGUCACAAGGUUCUAGAUUUAAAAGAGAAUACAACGUGUCUUUUCCACCAUUCUCCUUCUUCAAAGAAUUUGUGUGCUCAGAAGCUGAAGUAAGGAAUGAUCCAAGUUUUAAGACUCUCUCACUCACGUGUGCUCCUCAGAGAAAGGAAAAAUGUGCACCAGUCAGAUACCCAGUUGCUGUCAAUAAAACAAAUGUCACACAAGAUCAUAUAAGCACUCCUGUCAAAUUAACAGAGAAAAUCCCUGUUAACCCAGAAAAACAAUGCCCUAUCCAUAAUAAACCACACCCAUUGAGUAAGUGCAGAGGAUUUGUGAAAAUGACUCUUGAUGAACGCAAAAAACUUCUCAAAGAACACAUGAUCUGCUAUCGCUGCUGUGCUUCUACAAGUCAUAUGGCAAAAAACUGUCAAGCUCCAAUCAAAUGUUUGGAAUGUGCAAGUGACAAACAUGUUAGUGCCAUGCAUUUCAGUGGAACAAGCGCUGUUCAGUCCUUAAGUCAGCCCCCACCGUGUGCAGAGGACGGCGGGGAGGAAGAGACGAGACAGGAAAUAAGCUCGAACUGCACUAAAGUCUGUGGUAUAGGACAAAGUAAUAAAUCAUGUUCCAAGAUUAUUCUGGUUAACGUGUAUCCCUCAGGUCAGCAGCAUAGGAGUAUGAGGAUGUAUGCAGUUCUGGAUGACCAGAGUAAUCUCUCCCUGGCCAGAAGUGAGUUUUUUGACAAGUUUGACAUACACGGCACUGAGGCUCCUUACAGCAUCACAACGUGUAUGGGCGCAACACAAGCAUAUGGAAGAAGAGCCCAUGGUUAUGUCAUAGAGUCUCUAGACAAAGAAACAUGUCUGCAGCUUCCCACAUUGAUUGAAUGUGACAAUCUCCCUAACAACAGGAAAGAAAUCCCGACACCGGAAGUGGCCCAUCACCACGACCACCUAAACAAAAUAGCCUCAGAAAUCCCUCCUCUCGACCCCAAUGCUGAGAUUCUCCUGCUGAUAGGAAGAGACCUGUUGAGAGUGCACAAAGUACGAAAACAGAUAAACGGACUGAAUAAUGAACCAUUUGCACAGAAACUAGAUCUCGGCUGGGUGGUAGUCGGUGAUGUCUGUGUCAAUGGAAUGCAUGGGCCUCCAACAGUGAGCAGCAUGAAGACAUACAUAUCUGACAGUGGCAGACCUUCUACAUUUUCAGAAUGUGAGAACAAAAUCAAAGUAAGAGACUUGUACACAGAAACAUCAGACACACUUUCAGUGUUUUCAAGAACAAUUCAUGAUCACCAGUUAGCUCCCUCUAUUGAAGACAAACGCUUCUUGAAAAUAAUGGAAAAAGGCUUUCUCCAAGAUGAUUCAAAUAGCUGGGUUGCCCCUCUCCCAUUCCGGCACCCUCGUCGCAAGCUACCUAAUAACAGAGAAUAUGCGGAGAAACGUUUUGCCUCUCUGGAACGCAAUCUUCAGAAAAAACCUGAAAUGAAAAGGCACUUUUUUGAGUUUAUGCAAAGGCUGUUUAACAAUCAUCACGCUGAGCUUGCCCCACCACUUGAAAAAGAAAAGGAAAGGUGGUACUUACCCAUUUUUGGAGUUUAUCAUCCUCAAAAGCCCAACCAAAUACGUGUCGUAUUUGAUUCAUCUGCACAGUUUGACGGCGUCUCACUGAAUGAUGUUUUGCUGCAGGGUCCAGACCUAAAUAACAGUCUACUUGGAGUUCUGAUGAGAUUCAGAAUGGGUCCAAUCGGAGUUUUAGCAGAUAUAGAGCAGAUGUUCCACUGCUUUGUUGUUCAAGAAGAGUGCAGAGACAUGCUCAGGUUUUUGUGGUACCGCGACAAUCAGCCAGGAAACGAAGUGGUUGAGUACCGAAUGAGAGUUCACAUAUUUGGGAACAGUCCAUCACCUGCAAUUGCCAUUUAUGGCCUACGGAGGGCAGCAAAGGAAAUGGAGCAAGUCUAUGGCAGCAAAACAACAGAGUUAGUGGAGAAACAUUUUUACAUGGAUGACGCACUGCUGUCUUUCACAUUAGAAGCUGAGGCCAUAAAGACAGUAGAGCAGCUUCAAGAAAUGUUAUCCGUUUCCAACCUGCGACUACACAAGGUAGCAUCAAACAGUGUCAAAGUUAUCAACCACUUCCCAGCUGAAGACAGAGCCAAGGAUAUAAAAGAUCUGGACCUGUUCACAGAUGAUCUCCCCAUACAGCGCAGCCUGGGGGUUAUCUGGAACCUCAUGACAGACACUUUUACAUUCAAGGUUCCAGAGAACCAGAAACCAUUCACCAGGCGCGGUGUGCUGUCUACGGUAAAUAGCCUAUUCGACCCAUUGGGCUUUCUAGCACCUAUCACAAUCAGAGGAAGAAUGAUUCUCAGAGACAUUACUAAAGAGGAUAUUACGUGGGAUGCUCCUCUGCCUCAAAGUAAAUACGAAGAGUGGAGACGCUGGCAAGAGUCCCUCUCAGUUUUGAAAAACCUUCAUAUUCCAAGAACAUACGUCACAUUUCCAGUGAGUCAAGCCAAGACAAUUGAGCUUUGUGUUUUUUCUGAUGCGUCAGUACAGGCUAUCUCAGCUGUCGCAUAUUUGAGAAUCACCCAUGAUGACGGCCAUCAUGAAGUGGGGUUCAUUUUUGGCAAAUCAAAACUCGCCCCCCAGCCUGAGCUAACAGUCCCAAGAUUAGAGCUUUGUGCAGCUGUCCUAGCUGUAGAAGUUGCGGAAACUAUUAUGCAUGAGGUAGAUGUAAAACUGGAUGCUGUCAGGUACUUCUCAGAUAGCAAGGUAGUUUUAGGCUACAUUCACAAUGAGAGAAGAAGGUUUUACGUCUUUGUCAGUAACAGAGUGCAGCGCAUCAGACAAGUGUCUCAGCCUAAUCAGUGGAGAUUUGUGCCCACCGAACUCAAUCCAGCGGAUUGUGGCUCGAGAUCAGUCGCAGCAGAAGAGCUUGUCAACACCCUCUGGUUAACUGGACCAAGAUUCCUCACAGACAUGGACUCGACAAAGAUUGAUUCAGACGAACAAUACUUGCUAAUCAAUCCAGAUGAUGACACAGAGGUCAGGGUGAACGCCACCAAUGUGGUAACAGAGUCUUCAACUCACAAACGAUUUUCAAGUCGCUUUGAACAUUUUUCCAACUGGAAAUGUCUCUUGAAAUCGGUUGCCAGACUCACUCACAUCGCUCAAAGCUUCUCAAGCAAAAACAGUGACAGCUGUCGAGGUUGGCAUUACUGCAACAACAUCUCAUCUUCAGAAAUGGAUAAAGCGGAGCGACUGAUCAUUCACACAGUGCAACAAGAGUGCUUCUCACAGGAAAUCUCUGCAAUCAAAAAAGACCAAAGUCUACCAAAGAACAGCUCUAUUCUCAGACUCAAUCCAUUCAUCGAUAAUGAGGGGCUCCUGAGAGUUGGAGGACGUUUGCAGCAUUCUAUGUUACAAAGAAACGAGGCAAACCCAGUCAUAAUACCCAACAAACACCACAUUGCAACUCUGCUAGUGCGUCAUCAUCACGACAGAGUGAAACACCAGGGAAGGCAUCUAACAGAAGGAGCCAUUCGCACCAGUGGACUGUGGUUGGUUGGAGGUAAGCGACUCAUAAGCACCAUCAUUCACAAGUGUGUGUUUUGCAGAAAGCUACGUGGACUGUCAGAACAACAGCUCAUGUCUGAUCUACCUGAAGAAAGGCUCAAAGCGGACCCACCAUUCUCAUAUGUGGGCCUGGAUGUUUUUGGCCCAUGGGAGAUUGUGACAAAACGCACAAGAGGAGGUCAAGUGAACAACAAGAGGUGGGCAGUGUUGUUCACAUGCAUGUCUACCAGGGCCAUCCACAUUGAGGUUGUGGAAACAAUGACUGCCUCAAGCUUCAUCAAUGCUCUCCGGAGAUUAUUUUCACUCCGUGGACCAGCCAAGCAACUCAGGUCCGACAGAGGGACCAACUUUAUUGGCGCCUGUAAUGAGCUGAAACUAUCACCACAGGAUGCCAAUAACACAAUCAAAGACUAUCUGACAGAACAGAGGUGCACCUGGGAGUUCAACCCGCCCCAUGCGUCCCACAUGGGUGGGACUUGGGAAAGAAUGAUUGGGGUUUCUCGCCGCAUUCUAGAUGCUCUACUCCUAGAUGUGAAGCGACCUCAGCUCACCCACGAAGUCUUGGUGACCUUCAUGGCAGAGGUCACAGCUAUUGUUAAUGCCAGACCCCUUGUGCCGAUUUCGACAGACCCUGAAGCUCCACUGGUCUUAACUCCAGCUAUGCUUCUUACUCAGAAAACAGGAGCUCCCCCUACAGUUCCAAACAACCUGACCGAGAAGGACGUCUUCAAGAGCCAAUGGAAGAGAGUUCAAAUACUAGCCAACAACUUUUGGACAAGAUGGCGGAAAGAAUAUCUCUGCACCCUUCAAGGUCGUCAAAAGUGGCUUGUAAAGAAAACAAAUCUCAAGGAAGGAGAUGUUGUCCUCCUGAAGGACUCCACUGCAAAGCGCAACGAGUGGCCCAUGGGACUUGUUGAGAAGACAUACCCCAGCAGGGACGGGCUUGUGCGAAAAGUGGAUGUAAAAGUUGCAAGACAUCAGGAUGUAAAGACAUUCAGCCGACCAAUCUCGGAACUGAUUCUUCUAGUGACGCCUAGUAAUGUGGACAUUUGAUUUAGUGGCAUCUCUUAAAGACGCCAGGCGGGGAGUGUAAUGGAACUUGUUUAACUUAAUGUUAUUCAAUGUUUAGUUCAUUUACUGAGGCCACCUAGUGGCAAAUGUUAUAAUUGUGUGUAUUGCUAGUUCACAAACGCCAUCUUGUGGUCACUUUUAUUACUACAACUUGUUUACCAGAAAGGAAGAAAGCCUGUUCAUCCAUUUGCUCUGAAAGAAGCAGUUUUUGUUGUGUUUUCUUUAAUCUAAGUGCAAAACGGCAUCGUCUGUAAGUACUGUUCUAAUUUGCCUGUCAUAUUAAUCAUAAUUCAUAACCUGUUGACAUGUUUUAUGUGAAGAUAGACAUUUUUACUUGUAUUAGCCCAAUGUUAGCUUAGCUGGCAUUCAUUUUCUGUAUCUUUGUGUG